Messenger RNA from Saccostrea cuccullata (small rock oyster), 1193 nucleotides. RefSeq names its product protein aveugle-like. Lineage: Eukaryota; Metazoa; Mollusca; Bivalvia; Ostreida; Ostreidae. The coding region runs from base 118 to 555 and encodes 145 amino acids. Gene Ontology annotation, cellular component: cytoplasmic side of plasma membrane. The record is from RefSeq and is a predicted model, not a curated record. Gene Ontology annotation, molecular function: protein binding. Gene Ontology annotation, biological process: cell surface receptor protein tyrosine kinase signaling pathway. The transcript has 5 exons.
UUACAUCCCUGUUUCAUACUUUCAUUACGACUUUUAAUUAAGAAAAAAUGCUGGAAAUGAGCGAGAUUAUUCCAUAAAUUUGAUGAUGAAAAUAGAUUUUAACUAUUUAAGGGAGGAAUGAACUCAGAACAAAAGGCCGGCGACUCUCGUCAGCAGUCAAGAACAAGGGAUCAAGGCAAUACUGUUCAACCUCAUGGCAAAAAACCCAACAAAAGUAAACCCAAGCCAUUGUACUUCUGGGACUGUGCUGAUGUAAACAAGUGGAUGAAGAAAUGGUGUGGUACCCUCCAUGAAAAAUAUGGAGAACUCUUUCUGCAGCAGGAAAUUACUGGAAGGACAUUGAUAAGGAUGAAUGAAAUAAAGCUGGAGAAAAUUGGAAUAGUAAAUCCAGAUCACAGAAGAGAAUUAAUGCAGCAAAUAUUAAGGCAGAGAUUAAAGCAUGAAAUGUCAGAUUUAAAGAAUAUGGACCAAGAAGGAACAGGAUUUGCCCAAAGCAGAUACCAGUCCAUCAAGGAAAAAGACAGGGACAAGCAUGUGGAAAACAAUCACAGCUAGCUUCCUUAAACUCUAGGAGAAAUUAAACUAGUCACAAUGAACGCCAUAAAGUCAUAUACAUGCAAUGUGAAAUUUAUAAUUACAUGUCAAAUUUAACAUUUCAAAUUUUUUUUUCAACAUACAUGUAUUUCACAAAAAUGUUUGCAAGUCUGGUACUUGAUUUAUUUUUUGAACUAUGUUCAUGAUGAUUUGAAAAUAAUCAUGAUUGUUGUCAUUCUUUAAAUAAUUUAUCUAUUUUUACUCACAAAAUGAUCAAAAAGGAGAUUUUGAUUGACAAAUUAUUUGUAUUUUAGCUGCUUCACAGAUGGCUCUCCCUUGCUGUGAAAGGAAAUAUUUAUGUAAGAUAAGUUCACAAAAAAAUUAUUUUAAAAGCCACUUUGUGUAUAAAGUGAACCUAGCUCUUGAGAAUUUUAAUUCCUGUAUUAAUUAGAAUUGUGAGCACAACCAUGAUAUUCCUCAAUUUUUUUUUAAUAAAAAAUACCUAUAACUUUUUCAUGUUGCAAAGGAGAACUGUGAAAUCAUGUGAUAUGCAUUUGAAGCCACUUAAUUGAAAUAGGAUUGAAGUGCUUUUAUGUUAGAGUGUUCACUUAGAACUGACAAGUACUUGAUUAUUAGUGACAUUGAAUUAGCUUCCUUAU